CACAACUCUUUUAUCGUCUGGUUCUUCCUCUUUCUCCUCUUCCGCUCCCGCAAUCCACACCCAACAGCGGGCCGGAGCUUCUGUUCUCUACUGCCUUUUCCAAGUUUCUAUGGAUUCUUCAAAACUAUUGAAUUAGGGUUUUCUUAUCGUCUGUCAAUAUGGUUGCUCUGUCACUCUCCAGUCCCAAUUUCACCACCUCUCUCCUAGGCCGGCAACUGCCUUUCCGAGACAAUGCAAGGAAGCUGACAAGAUUUAGCAAUGCUUCAUGUAUUAGAUGUGCCGUGGAUACACCAUAUGGAGGUAAUGUCCAGAAGUUUCCUCGAACCAGUGUUUGGGAUCCUUACAGGCGCCUUGGUAUUAGCCGUGAUGCUUCUGAAGAAGAAAUUUGGGGAUCAAGAAAUUUUUUAUUGCAACAAUAUGCUGGACAUGAGAGAAGUGAAGAAUCCAUAGAAGCUGCAUUUGAAAAAAUACUGAUGGCUAGCUUCAAACAAAGGAAGAAAACAAAAAUCAAUCUGAAAAGCAGGUUGAAAAAGAAAGUAGAGGAGUCUCCACCUUGGGUUCAGAACUUGCUCAACUAUGUUGAACUUCCCCCAACCGAUGUUAUCCUGAGAAGAUUGUUCCUCUUUGCCUUCAUGGGUGGCUGGAGUAUUAUGAACUCUGCCGAGAGUGGACCUGCAUUUCAGGUGGCAAUCUCUUUGGCAGCAUGCAUAUAUUUUCUUAACGAAAAAACAAAGAGCUUGGGCAGAGCAUGUAUAAUUGGAUUCGGAGCUCUAGUAGCUGGCUGGGUCAGUGGUUCAGUGGCGGUACCAAAUAUCCCAUCAACGUUGCUUCCCCCAACCUGGACGCUUGAGCUUUUAACGUCACUGGUGGCUUAUCUCUUCUUGUUCCUUGCUUGUACUUUUCUCAAGUGAAGUGGCGGCCACAACGAGCCGUUCGUUUUUCUCUGAUGAACUCCCAGCUUUGAUUAAACUCAUGCGAGUUUCUGCCGUGUUCCUUAUGACAGAGAAAUGAGUUUAGUUUUGCUAUGCUGGCAAGUGCUUGCUAUUAGUGUCACUUGACUAGACAAUGGUUGUCGUGGAUUUUUCAGUUGCCAUUACAUUACAGGAAAUGUUUUCCGACAUUAUUUUCUGUUCAUUUCUGUGUCUCUCUUAUUUCAGAGACGACAUACAGAUUUAUAACUUUUUAAGAGAAUUAAAAUUCAGAAAUUGUGAAAUGAGAUAUUGACGUA
Messenger RNA from Neltuma alba, 1228 nucleotides. Its product is annotated as protein CHAPERONE-LIKE PROTEIN OF POR1, chloroplastic. Gene Ontology annotation, cellular component: chloroplast membrane. The record is from RefSeq and is a predicted model, not a curated record. The coding region runs from base 159 to 911 and encodes 250 amino acids. Lineage: Eukaryota; Viridiplantae; Streptophyta; Magnoliopsida; Fabales; Fabaceae. The transcript has 5 exons.